UCUAUAUAUAAAGACAUAGUAUAGAGAUAGGUAGAGUGGUAGACGAGUGAACUUUUGGGCUAUGCCGAUAGGCGGUUCGGCGUCGAAUUGCGUCCCCGAGGCUAAUCAAGGGUCGAAUCGACGCGGACACAUGUGUGUUUAGGUUCAUAGUUGAUUCGAACGCGAUGACAAGAACGAGCACAGGCGUAGUCGAAGAUCACGCUGGUCUGGGACAUCGUGCGAUAUUCUCGUGCACGCAGUGGAUUAUCUUCCUCGGUGGAAAACAGUGCGGACAACUGUUCCAAAGCCAAUAGAGAGCUGAAAAUUUCACGGGAAACGCUACGAACGACUCGCGCACAAUUAAUAUUGCUCGUUAUUAGAGUGACAGUCAAAGAGAACGGAGGUACUACGAAAAAACUAGUAACAAAUGGUCAAGGUAUCCACGUGCUUGGCCAAGGCCGCGGCCUUCAGGGCCGUCAUCCUCGGCGCACCGGCUUCCGGCAAGGGCACCGUUUCUUCAAGGAUCGUUCAACUAUUCGGAGUUACUCAUAUUUCGAGUGGCGACAAACUUCGUUAUCACGUUGUUAACGAGACCGAACUUGGCAAAGAAGUGAAGAAGUACUUGGAGGAAGGCAGAUACGUACCGGACGAAACGAUGAUAUCGCUUAUCGGGAAAGAAAUUGAGAACGUGGGCGAUUGCAGUUGGCUACUCGACGGAUUCCCAAGGACUGUGGCACAAGCUGAAAAACUCCAAGAAAGCCAUCCGGUGAACUUGGUUCUCAAUCUUAUUGUUCCCCACUCGAUCAUACUCGAUCGAGUUAAGAACAGAUGGGUCCAUUUACCUAGCGGUAGAGUAUACAACAUUGGAUUCAAUGAUCCCAAGGAACCAGGUAAGGAUGACGUGACGGGUGAACCGUUAUCACAGCGACCGGACGACAAACUGGAAGUCGUGAAGAAGCGAUUACAGGAUUAUGCAACGAAAACCGAACCAGUUAUAAGUUACUAUCGUAAAAUAGGCUUACUGAAGGAAUUUCGUGGCAACACAACCGCAGAAAUGUGGCCGCACAUUAAAGAAUGCUUGGAGCGAUUUGUGCAAGAAAAUAUUUAGAUAAUACGAUAUUUGGGACACGUUGGGAGAAUCAAGUUAUGUGAAAAUAUCAGAAACAUCAAGUCUUUUAGAUUGAUAUUUUUACGUUUUUAUUCUAUUAACCAAGCAUUUGGUCAUCAACCAUCGCGAUGGUUAGUUAUGAAAUAAUACAACGUGUCUUUAAUUUUAUAACAUUCGUUGUUGAAUGAAACCGAGUUUUUCUAAAUCAAUUUUUUUUCAAAUGAUCGAAUAGCACAAACAAUAUUUGCGUUUUUGAUAUUUUUCUGACACCCCGUUAUAAAACUAUAAGUUAGAAAUACAUCUGAAAAAGUAUAUUUUUGAAAACCACCGAAAAUGUAAUUCAAUUGCGACAAAAAUAUCGCGUAUUGUUAAAACAUUUUUUUCACUUCUCAGCUGUGAAGAACCCUUGAAAAAUGCCAGAAUGGCACCUGAAGAGAUAACAGUGCAAAAAAUGUGUAAAUAGAAACAAAAAGCGAACGAAAAAUUGUAUCAAAUCAUCGAAAUGAUAACCAGAGUCGAUAAUGUUUUAUAGAUCGCCCCCGGUGACUGGGGACUUUGCAACGCUGUUGAAUGUCGUAGAUAGAGAUGAAAUUUUCUAGAAAUAUUGAGAGUUUAAUUUUUGUAUAAUUAAAAAUGUAGAAUUAUGAAAAUGAACGAGGAUAUUGAAAGAAAAAAGUAAAAAAAAGUUAUGAUAAUUUGAGAGAAAAGAGAAUGGUAUAAUUGUAGGAAAACGAAUAAAAAAUUAGUAUUUUUGUUA
This is a messenger RNA of Venturia canescens, 1844 nucleotides long. It is a transcript of the gene Ak3, whose product is annotated as Adenylate kinase 3. The transcript has 5 exons. NCBI's taxonomy places the organism in Eukaryota, Metazoa, Arthropoda, Insecta, Hymenoptera, Ichneumonidae. Bases 407 to 1087 code for a protein of 226 amino acids. Gene Ontology annotation, cellular component: mitochondrion; cytoplasm. Gene Ontology annotation, molecular function: ATP binding; AMP kinase activity. The record is from RefSeq and is a predicted model, not a curated record. Gene Ontology annotation, biological process: nucleobase-containing compound metabolic process.